Molecule: messenger RNA, 1435 nt
Organism: Lasiosphaeria miniovina
Lineage: Eukaryota; Fungi; Ascomycota; Sordariomycetes; Sordariales; Lasiosphaeriaceae
Product: eukaryotic translation initiation factor 5
Exons: 3
Coding region: 1-1176 (391 amino acids)
Biological process (GO): formation of translation preinitiation complex; formation of cytoplasmic translation initiation complex; translational initiation
Cellular component (GO): cytosol
Molecular function (GO): GDP-dissociation inhibitor activity; translation initiation factor activity; eukaryotic initiation factor eIF2 binding
Source: RefSeq, a predicted model, not a curated record
AUGUCUCUCGUCAACGUUCGCCGGGACAACAAGGAUCCUUUCUAUCGCUACAAGAUGGAGCGGAUCCUGACCAAGAUUGAGGGCAAGGGCAAUGGUAUCAAGACCGUUGUUGUCAACCUGAGCAGCGUUGCCCAGUCUCUGGCUCGCCCCGGCUCCUACCUGAUCAAGUAUUUCGGCUUCGAGCUGGGCGCCCAGACCAACAUUGAUCCCCCGGAUGACCGCUGGAUCAUCAACGGCGCCCACGAGGCCAGCAAGCUCCAGGAGCUGCUCGAUGGCUUCAUCACCAAGUUUGUCCUCUGCCGCGAGUGCAAGAACCCCGAGACGGUCGUCAACAUCAAGGACGGCCGCAUCUUGCUCGACUGCAAGGCCUGCGGCCAGCGCUCCUCGGUCGAGCCCCAGCUCAAGCUCACCGGCUUCAUCCUCAAGAACGCUUCCCCCAAUGGCGAGGACAAGUAUGGCGAUAUUGUCAGCGACGACGACGACCUUACGCGCAAGAUCAAGACCGAGGCUCAGGAUCUGAACAUCAAGGUGACUGCUGUCAAGGACGACGACUGGGCUGUCGACAUGAGUGCCGAGGCUGUCAGGGCUCGCCAGCAGCAGCUGCCCGGCGAUUUCAAGGCGAAGCUUGUUCUCAACGGCGACGACGAGGAAGAGGAGGGCGAGGGCGUUGGCAGCACCGUCUACGACGAGUUCGGAAACUGGAUCCAGGAGCAGGCUAAGGAGAAGGGCGGCGUUGACAGCGUCGAUGGCGUCGAGAUUUAUCUCAAGGCGAAGGAGCUCGGCAUCGAUGCCAAGCACCGCACUGUUGUCGUUCUCGUUCAGACCAUCUUUGACGAGAACAUCAUCUCGCAGAUUGCUAAGCGUGCUCCCAUUCUGAGACGGAUUGGUGACUCGGAGCGCCACCAGAAGGCUGUUCUCGGCGGCACCGAGCGCCUCAUUGGCCAACUCAGCGCCGACAAUGCCGACAUCUACGCGCAGGUUCCCAAGAUUUUGGAGCUCUACUACGAAUCUGAUAUCGUUUCCGAGCCCAUCAUCAUGAAGUGGGGUACCAAAGCUUCCCGCAAGUACGCCGAUCUGGCCACGUCCAAGAAGGUCCGCAAGGCUGCCGAGCCCUUCCUCAAGUGGCUGGCCGAGGCCGAGUCGGAGGACGACGACGACGAGGAAGAGGAAGAGUAGAUUGUUUCGUUGCGAAGCUAUUUCUUUUCCUGCGUCUUCUCGCUGGAGAUAGAGUCUGUCUUGCCGAAAAGCUGACAAGUUCACGGGACUUUGGGUUGCUUUCAACGACGAUUCCGCUUUUGGUACUGCUCAUUUUUGCGAUUAUCUCGUUCGUUUUGCUUCGGGGAAGGUGCGAAAAAUGCCGGGAGUCUCAUUGAAUUGCUUCCGGCUCGUAGAGACUGGCUGCUUUUCUUUCACCUCGCCAAACAGGAGCAUAUUG